CCGGUGCCAUGGCUAGCAAGGACACCACCAGCAAAAACAGAAAAGGAGGCGGAAAGGGAUCGAAGAAGGCCUUCGGACCGCCGGGAAACCAACCCCUGGCCCCGGUCCAACCCGGCCCGCCUCGAGAGGGGCCCCGUGGAGAUGCCUCUCCCGGGAAGGAUGCGGCCUUGGAUCGGGCCCGGGCCGGGCAGCCGGAGAAGAAGGAGGAGGGGAAGAUGGCCAAGGACCAGGGCCCGGGCGGGCACUCGGCCCAGGGGAAGAAGGCCGGUAAAGAGCCGGAGGAGAAACUAGCCGAGCCGGAGAAGAAGCUAGCCGAGCCGGAGAAGAAGCUAGCCAAGCCGGAGAAGAAGCUAGCCGAGCCAAAGGUGAAGGAGAAAAAGAGGCUGAGCGACGCUGAGUUUGAGGAGAUUUUCCAGAGCGUCCUGCAGACAUCCCUGCAGGAAUAUCUGGAGACGUCCAAGAGGGACACAGAGCUCGAGGGAGGCCCUGAGAAGACCAAAGAACCGAGGGCGGUGAUUGCCGCUUCUGCCGCUAAGGCUGCUGCUGCUCCCGGGAGUGAUGGAGAUGAUGAUGAAAGAGAGAUGCCAAGGACGCCGCCUCCUCCGGAGUCGUGCCUCCCCCAGGGAGCCAAAGACUCCCGCCACCUGCGCUCCUUUGAGCCGGAGCCGCCGAACUCUGCGACCGCAGGAGGAAAAGCCAAUCAAGCCUCCUCGGACGAGAAGAAGAAGGACACGGAAGACGGGAGCACCGCGCCGGCCAAACCGGAGCAUAAGCCCAGCCGGAGGGGUCGGUCGAAAAAGACCGAUCAGGACUACACCGAAGUCAGCAACCAGGAGGUGGCCAACUUUGUACCGCGAAGGAGUUUCAGUCAUUCCGUGGCCUGGGUCCAAUGCUCCUUCCGGAACUGCGAGAAGUGGAGGCGCCUCCUCGGGGAUAUCGACCCCUCGGGCCUACCGGAUGACUGGGAGUGCAGCCAGAAUUCUGACCUGAAGUACAAUCGCUGCGACAUCCCCGAGGAGUUGUGGACGGGAUCUGAGAGCGACGUGGUCUACGCCUCCUACAUUCCGGGCUCCCUCGUCUGGGCCAAGCAGUGUGGCUACCCCUGGUGGCCUGGGAUGGUGGAACUGGACCCCGACCUGGGCGAGUAUUUCAUGUUCCACUUGCCGAUGGACUCCCUGCCCUCCAAGUACCACGUGACAUUUCUCGGGGAGGUGGCCUCCCGCGCCUGGAUUUCUGUCCACAAGCUGAAGAACUUCCAGGAUCUCUCUCUGGACCAGAUUGACCUGCAAACGACUCAGAACAAGGCCUGCGGCCAGAUGCUGCUAGCGGCCCUGAAGAUGGCCCAGGAGGCUGAACCGCUGGGCGUUCAGGAGCGAAUUAGCCUGUUUGGCUUCUCCAUCCGCUACAGCAGGACCGAGGCCCAGGAUCCCCAGGAGGAAGGGAAGCAAGAUGAGCACCCCAAAGCAAAGGAGGAGGACGAACCUCACGUGAUGGAGGAGGAGGAGGAGGAGCCGGAGGUGGAGGAAGACAAAGAGGAAGAGAAAAGAGACCUGACUCAGCCCAAGCCGGCCAAGAUCCCCAAGAAGGAGCCAAAAGCCCAAGCUGUAGGGAAGAAAAACUACAAGCCCCCGCUGGGAGUCCAAGCUGCGGCCACCCCCAAGGCUACGGCGGGCAAGAGAGGCGGAGGGAACCGUCAAACUGACCUUUUGGGUGUCAAGAAAGCCUUCAGCGUUCAGGCCCCCCGCCUGCCCGCAGAAGGGAGAGGUGGGGUCUCCAGCGGCCGGGCCUCCGCCGGGGCCUCAAGAGAGAGGAGGGCCGAGGCCCCGAAGGGCCCCGGGAGCCCCCUCCCCAGCAACAAAUCCCCCAGCGACGACGUGGAUCUGGAGCAGGUGAUGGAGGAAGUGGUCGACCCGACGGGGGAGCUUCUGGAGGAGGAGGAAGAGGAAGAAGAAGGGGAAGAGUUCUCCCUGGUUUUGCUUGAGGAGUAAGGGUCCUCCCUCUCCGUACCCAGAUCCCGACACUUCUCUCUUCAGACCCCUUGUUGGGGGCGGGGGUUGGGGGGCGGAUUGUCUCAGCAAUUCAGACACAUUAUGGGGCUAUGAAUUUUGGCUGUUUGGGUCGGAGCAGAAUUGGGCCAAUAAAGUGAGUUUCAGGUUUAA
This is a messenger RNA of Tachyglossus aculeatus (Australian echidna), 2159 nucleotides long. RefSeq names its product zinc finger CW-type and PWWP domain containing 1 (gene ZCWPW1). NCBI's taxonomy places the organism in Eukaryota, Metazoa, Chordata, Mammalia, Monotremata, Tachyglossidae. The record is from RefSeq and is a predicted model, not a curated record. Bases 9 to 1988 code for a protein of 659 amino acids. The transcript is spliced from 16 exons. Gene Ontology annotation, cellular component: nucleus. Gene Ontology annotation, molecular function: zinc ion binding.